CUCCUCUUGCCGUUCUUCUCUUCCCACCAUGGCGCAAUUCAUCCCGUCUCUCCGGGACUCGCCAGUCACCGAACCGGACGCCGCCAAGCGGAACAUCCUCGUCACCUCGGCCCUUCCCUACUGCAACAACGUGCCUCACCUCGGCAACAUUGUUGGCUGCGUCCUCGGCGCCGACGUGUAUGCUCGCUUUUGCCGUGCUCGCGGCUACAACACGCUCUACGUUUGCGGAACUGACGAGUACGGCACUGCUACCGAGAACAAGGCCCGCGAAGAGGGUGUGAGUCCGAAGGAGAUCUGUGACAAGUACCAUGCCAUUCACGCGCAGGUCUACGAGUGGUUCAACAUCAAGUUUGAUACGUUUGGCCGGACGUCGACGCCUAAGCAGACCGAGAUCGCGCAGGACAUCUUCAACAAGCUGCACUCUGCCGGCCUCACCCUCGAGCAAGAGGUGACACAGCUGUACUGCGAGGCGUGCGCCAAGUUUCUGGCUGACCGCUUUGUCGAGGGCACCUGCCCCAAGUGCGGGUACAACAACGCCCGCGGCGACCAGUGCGACGGCUGCUCGUCACUUCUCGACCCGACCGACCUUGUCGAGCCCAAGUGCAAGGUCUGCUCCAAGACGCCCAAGCCGCGCUCGUCGCAGCAUGUCUUCCUCGACCUGCCCAAGAUCGAGCCGGACCUCCGCGCUUGGCUCGAGUCGGAGCCGCAGAAAAACGGCUGGCCCGACAACGCGAUCUCGACCUCGCUCGGCUUCCUCAACCGCGGCCUGCAGCCGCGGUGCAUCACCCGCGACCUCUCGUGGGGCACUCCGGUUCCGCUUCCCGGCUACGAGAACAAGGUCUUCUAUGUCUGGUUCGACGCACCCAUCGGCUACAUCUCCAUCACUGGCAACUACCUGCCCGAGACCUGGGAAGCGUGGUGGAAGGCGCCCAAGUCCGACGAUGCGCCCCAGGUCGAGCUCCGUCAGUUUAUGGGCAAGGACAACGUGACCUUCCACGCCAUCAUUUUCCCGUCGACGCUCCUAGGCUGCGCCCAGGCUGGCGACAAGUACAACCUCGUCCAUCAUCUCGCCUCGGUCAACUACCUGCAGUACGAAGACUCCAAGUUCUCCAAGUCGCGCGGGACCGGCGUCUUUGGCGACAACGUGCAGACCACAGGCAUCCCGCCCGCCGUCUGGCGCUACUACCUCAUGGCGCUCCGUCCCGAGCGCUCCGACUCGGCCUUUGUGUGGGACGAGUUUGUCGCCCGCAACAACAACGAGCUUGCCGCCAACCUCGGCAACUACGUCAACCGCGUCCUCAAGUUUGCCAAGGCCAAGUUUGACGGUGUCGUGCCGGCCUCGGGCCCGCCCACCGAGCUCGAGACCACCUUUGAGGCCGAGGUCAACGCCCGCCUCGCAGAGUACCUCGAGGCUAUGGAGCAGUCGCAGCUCCGCGCCGGCCUCGCCGCCGCUAUGGCGCUCUCCUCGCUCGGCAACAAGUACCUGCACGACGGCGCCCCGUGGGCUGUCAUCAAGACCGACCCGGCCCGCGCCGGCGCCAUCAUUGCCAACGCCGCCAACUACAUCUACUUCCUCGCCGCUGUCUUUGCGCCCUUCCUCCCCUCCAUCUCCUCGCGCAUGCUCCACCAGCUUGGCCUCGUCGACAACCCCACCCCGGACCUCGCCGACGAGCUGCACCCGGUCAUUCCGGACGCCUAUGCCCUCGCCGACGCCGUCCUCCCGGCUGGCCACGUCUUUGGCGUCCCCGAAGUUCUCUUUGCCAACAUUCCUGAGGACCGCAUCGCCGAGCUCCGUGCCCAGUUCUCCGGCAAGCAGGCCGACGACGCCGCGCCGUCCGGCGACGCUGCCGGCGCAUCGGCAUCCGCCGCCGCCGGUGGCGUCGCUGUCGACGCCGCCCGCCUCGCAGACGCCAUCGCCACCCAGGGCGGUGUCGUUCGCUCGCUCAAGGAGGCCUCCGAUGGCUCCGAUGAAGCCAAGGCCAAGGUCUCGGCCGCCGUCAAGGUCCUUCUCUACCUUAAGAACCUCCAUGCCCAGGUCACCGGCGACGACGGCAAGUCCAAGAAAAAGGGCAAAGGCAAGGGCGAUAAGAAGGCCGGCAAGGCCGGCAAGAAGAAGGGCGGCAAGGUCUCCCGCGCCCCGCAGGACCCCAACGCUUGCCCGCUCGACCUCGCCAUCGGCACCGUUGUCUCGUGCGUCCCGCAUCCCGACUCGGACAAGCUCCUCGUCAUGAAGGUCGACAUCGGCGAGGCCGACGGCCCGCGCGACAUCUGCGCCGGCCUGGCCAAGUCAUACGCACCCGACCAGCUGAUCGGCCGCUCGUUUGUCGUCCUCGCCAACAUCAAGGCCGCCAAGCUCGGCGGCUUCCCUUCGGACGGCAUGAUGCUCGCUGCUGCUGCCGCCGACCCGGACGCCCCUGCCGACGCACCCUCCGAGAUCGUCGCCCUCCUUGUGGCCGACGGCGACGCUGCCCCCGGCUCCCGCGUUCUUGGUGCCGGCCAGGUCCCGCGCGUCCUCGAAGGCUACGCCAAGCUCCGCAAGAAGGCUGUCUCCAAGGUCAAGAUGGCCACCGCUGCCGACGGCGGCGUCCUCAUCGACGGCCUCGCCCUCGCCACCAUCGACGGCGUCCGCAUCGUUCCCGACCCCACCGUCAACGGCAUCGGUCCUGACGUCCCGGUCUGCUAAACUCGCAAGCUGUGUG
Messenger RNA from Thecamonas trahens ATCC 50062, 2699 nucleotides. Its product is annotated as MRS-1 protein. Gene Ontology annotation, biological process: methionyl-tRNA aminoacylation. The transcript has 3 exons. Gene Ontology annotation, molecular function: ATP binding; tRNA binding; methionine-tRNA ligase activity. Gene Ontology annotation, cellular component: cytosol; aminoacyl-tRNA synthetase multienzyme complex. Lineage: Eukaryota; Apusomonadida; Apusomonadidae. The record is from RefSeq and is a predicted model, not a curated record. Bases 29 to 2683 code for a protein of 884 amino acids.